AUGCUGGGCCUGUACCUGCAGCUGGUCAGCGGCCUGUGCGCCGCAGGCAUGGGCCUGGCCGCCAAGCUGGCCGGAGGGCAGGGCCUCCCUGUCAUGGAGAUCGUCCUGGCCAGCUCGCUGUGCGUGGGCGCCUGCCCGCCUCGUGCCCUGCGCUUGCCUGCCUGCGGCCAGCCGCUGCGCCAGCUGCAAGCCCAGGCGGGAGCGGCCAUGGAGGGCGGCUACGACAGCGGCAGCAGCAGCGAGGGGCCGGCGCUGUGGGUGGUGCGCGGCGUGCUCGGCUUUGUGUCUGUGGCGUGCAUCCAGGAGGCCGUCAGCCUGCUGGCCGUGUCGGAUGCUGUGGCGCUGGCCAUGCUGUCGCCCCUGGUGGUGGCUGCCGCCGGCACGCUGUUGCUGCGGGAGCGCCCGCCGCAGAUGCUGCUGGUGGCGCUCCCCAUGGCCACGUCGGGGGCGCUGCUGCUGGUCAGGCCCGCGUUCUUCCAAACCUUCAUGGGUGACGGCGCGGCACACGGCGCCGACUCUGGCGCCGACGGCGGCACGGCGGGACUGGCGCCCGCCGCGGCCGGCGUGGCGUUUGGCCUGGCCCACGUGCUUUCCUCUGCGGGCGCCAAGCUGAGCGUGCGCCAGCUGGCGGCCGGCUCCUCUUCCCACCAGGCCGCCAGUGCCAUCGUGCUGUCGGCGGGCCUGGUGUCGGCGCUGGGGUCGGCGGCGGCGUGCAUGCUGCAACAGGCGCGCCUCGUGUGGCCCCAGCACGCCGCCGGCUGGGCUCUGCUAGCGGGCAUGGGAGCUGCGAGCUUCGGCCACCAGGCGGCCAUGACAGCGGCCAUGCAGCGCACGCCGGCCACCAGGGCCGCCCCGCUGUCCUACCUCUCAGGGGUCUGGAGCCUGGCUGCUGACUUUUACCUGUUUGGCCACACCCCCAGGGCCAGCUCCAUCGUGGGUGGCGCCGCCAUCUGCCUGGGCGGCCUGCUGGUCACCUGCGAGCGGGCACAGGCGGCAGCCGGCUCCUCCAGCGCCUCGCGAGCCGCCGGCAGCCCGCGGGCAGCCGCCGCGCGGCAGGUGCCGCUGCUCGUGGACGCCAACACGGGCGGCGCGGUGCUGCUGCCGCUGGUCAAGCCCGCCGCCGAGCGCCAGCGCUCGGGCCCCAUCCCGCCCGGCCUGCUGCGGGACGCCAUUGCCAACGCAUGGCAGCAGAGCCGUGCGGGGCAGCAGCUGGGCGCGGGCCCGCUGCUGCCGGUGGUGAAGCCGGCCCCGCUGGCGACGAUGCACAUCAAGGAUGAAAAUCUGAUUGCGGCUAGGGGGACGGCAAACACGGGGGCGCGGCACUUCGAGGCCGCGGGUGGUGUGGCGCGCUGCACGGGAGUGAUCGCGAGUUGUGCAGAGUACAGGGAGCGGGCCCCACAGGCGAGCCAAGGAGGCAGGCAGGCGAUGCGGCUGCCAUGCGCGGGGCGGGCGGAGGCGGGCCUGUACCUGCAGCUGGUCAGCGGCCUGUGCGCCGCAGGCAUGGGCCUGGCCGCCAAGCUGGCCGGAGGGCAGGGCCUCCCUGUCAUGGAGAUCGUCCUGGCCAGGUCCAUAGUGGUCCUGCUGCUGUCGGGCAGCUUGCUGCUGUGGCAGGGCAGGCGCGCGGCGGGGCAGGCGGCAGAGUGGCCCUGGCGCAGCUCGCGCACCAGCGGCGACAGCAGCGCCUGCGGCAGGAGGUGGCUGCUGCUGGUGCGGGGGCUGGUGGGGUUUGGCGCCAUCACCUGCUACUACUCCGCGGUGCAGCUGCUGCCGCUGGCGGACGCCGCCGUCUUCGCCUUCCUGGCCCCGCUGUUCGUGGCGCUGCUGUCGCCGCUGGUGCUGGGCGAGAGCAGCGGCGGGGUGGUGAUGGCGGCGGCGGCGCCGCUGUGCGCGGCGGGCGUGCUGCUCGUGGCGCAGCCCACCUUCCUGUUUGGCGGCGGCUCCCGGGCGCUCAGCAUGGCAGGG
Chlorella variabilis is the source of this 1962-nucleotide messenger RNA. RefSeq lists its product as hypothetical. The annotation marks the transcript as partial. The transcript has 10 exons. Gene Ontology annotation, cellular component: membrane. Lineage: Eukaryota; Viridiplantae; Chlorophyta; Trebouxiophyceae; Chlorellales; Chlorellaceae. The record is from RefSeq and is a predicted model, not a curated record.